AUGCGGGUGUCGCUGCUGAGCCCGCUGCUCCUGCUGUCCCUCAGCGCCGGCCCGCACGCCGCGGAGCUCCCGCUCGCCCGCGCCAAGUGCCCGGCCCGCUGCGAUGUCUCCAAGUGCCCCAGCCCCAGCUGCCCCAGCGGGUACGUCCCCGACCUCUGCGGCUGCUGCCUCAUCUGCGCCGCGGGCGAGGGGGACUCGUGCGGCCGCAAGGAGGACCCGCCCUGCGGGGACAGCCUCGACUGCCGCUACCCCAUGGGCAAGCGCUUCGCCAAGGGCGUCUGCCAGUGCAAGCUCAGCGCCCAGGUGUGCGGCAGCGACGGCCGGACCUACGACAACAUCUGCCAGCUGAAGGCGGUGAGCCGCAAGGCGCUGCAGCACGGGCUGCCCGCCGUCGCCCAGGUCCAGAAGGGAGCCUGUGAAUCGGGUCACCUACAGUCCAGCAGCCCAAGAUACAAAUUCAACUUCAUAGCUGAUGUGGUAGAAAAGAUUGCUCCUGCAGUUGUGCACAUUGAACUUUUUCUCAGGCACCCUCUCUUUGGUCGAAAUGUCCCCCUUUCUAGUGGAUCUGGGUUUAUUAUGUCUGAUUCUGGUUUAAUUGUGACCAAUGCUCAUGUGGUGUCGAGCACAAAUGCAAUAUCAGGGAGACAACAACUGAAGGUACAGCUCCAGAAUGGAGAUACAUAUGAAGCAACCAUCAAGGACAUUGACAAGAAAUCGGACAUUGCAACAAUAAAGAUUCACCCUAAGAAAAAGCUACCAGUAUUGUUACUGGGACACUCUGCUGAUCUGAGGCCAGGAGAAUUUGUGGUGGCAAUUGGAAGUCCAUUUGCCUUACAGAACACUGUGACAACAGGUAUUGUCAGCACUGCUCAGCGAGACGGCAAAGAGCUGGGCCUGCGGGACUCGGACAUGGAUUACAUCCAGACAGAUGCUAUCAUUAAUUAUGGCAACUCUGGAGGACCUCUAGUUAAUCUGGAUGGUGAAGUGAUUGGGAUUAACACCUUGAAGGUCACAGCUGGAAUUUCUUUUGCUAUUCCUUCAGACCGUAUCACUCAGUUUCUCACAGAGUCACAGGACAAACAAAGUAAAGAUGGGAAGAAACGUUUCAUUGGUAUCAGAAUGCUCACAAUAACACCUGCCUUGGUAGAGGAACUGAAGCACAGUAAUGCUGAUUUUCCUGAUGUCAGAAGUGGAAUUUACGUACACGAAGUUGUUCCAAACUCACCUUCUCAUAGAGGAGGGAUCCAAGAUGGAGAUAUUAUUGUGAAAGUCAAUGGGCGUCCUUUGAUGACUUCCAGUGACUUGCAAGAGGCUGUGAUGAAUGAAUCACCUCUACUACUUGAAGUUCGAAGAGGAAAUGAUGACUUGCUAUUUAACAUUGAGCCUGAAAUUGUCAUGUAA
This is a messenger RNA of Cinclus cinclus, 1401 nucleotides long. It is a transcript of the gene HTRA3, whose product is annotated as HtrA serine peptidase 3. Bases 1 to 1401 code for a protein of 466 amino acids. The record is from RefSeq and is a predicted model, not a curated record. NCBI's taxonomy places the organism in Eukaryota, Metazoa, Chordata, Aves, Passeriformes, Cinclidae. Gene Ontology annotation, biological process: proteolysis. Gene Ontology annotation, cellular component: extracellular region. Gene Ontology annotation, molecular function: protein binding; serine-type endopeptidase activity. The transcript has 9 exons.